Penaeus vannamei (Pacific white shrimp) is the source of this 1528-nucleotide messenger RNA. The record is from RefSeq and is a predicted model, not a curated record. NCBI's taxonomy places the organism in Eukaryota, Metazoa, Arthropoda, Malacostraca, Decapoda, Penaeidae.
AGGCCUGCAGGCAAGGACCAGACUUCGCCGCCGUGCCCAUCACUCGGCCGUCCAGGACCCACACGCGAUCAGCUGACUCAUCAGACUCCGAAUCGAGAGACGAAGACCCGGGGCCUGAGUGGCGCAGCGGUAGAGCAUUCGCUUCUUGUCGCCGCUGCUCAGGGGGGCCCAGGUUCGAAUCCAUUCUGUGUGAAUCAGCCUGGGCCCCGUGCGACGUCUCCCGCUGCCCCGUGGGAGGAACUGGGUGCUUCGGUACCCGGGGGAAGGAGGACAGUUCUUCCCGGCCCGGUGGCAACAAAAAUCCAAAAUGCCACCCUACCCGGGUCGGGGGGGGUUGCCCUCCUUCUUUUUUCCAGAAGUUCCGUUAAGUUCGCCGUUUCCACUUCAGGAGGAGCCGUUUGCAGGCGAUGAAAAUAUUUUGAAAUGAAGAAAAAGUGCCGGCAGGAGAAGGACCCCGGAGUAAAUCUUGUUGAGGAAGAUGGAGCAACAGGAUUUCGGACUGUGUAUCACAACCUUAAUACACUAAACGCACUGAUUAUGCAGUUUUACGUGUGUGAAUGCUUCUUCAGCGCCAACCUUUUCAUCAAGGAAUACAAAAUGCACGUGACCUUUCAUGGAAGAGACCGAUUCCUAAGGGAGUAUGGAGAGGUCCUGAAGAUGAAAGGUUGCAGAAAUCCCGAAGAUCUUGUUCAGGAGUUAGAGGAGGAAGUCUUACGGCGACAGAAGUUACAAGAGGAAAGUUGGAGACGGAGGCAGCUGGUGGCCAGUCAAUACACGCAGCUCAAUCCACACAUCUUUACUUUGCAGGUGACCCUGAACAUCUCCCUAAAUGAAGACUACAGUGAUGGUGACCUCUAUUUUGGGCCCCUGAGAACAGAGACGUCCUCGCAUCGCAUAGGGUACUCACACCAGCUGGGCCACGGGUUACUGCACUUGGGCCAGCAGCUCCAUGGUGCGCUGCCCAUAUCACAGGGGACGAGGUACAACUUAAUCAUAUGGAUGCGGUCAUCGCGCGUUAGGAAUCGUCUCUGCCCCAUGUGCGAUCAAGAACCCUCACUGGUGCCUGUGAAGAAUGGCUUUGGCGAUGGAUUCACUGCCAAGACUGUGAAUGUUUGCAGUACCAGUUAGUCAGCGAAAGACAUACAUUGUUUAGACAUCUAUGCUGAAUCUGUGUUGUAGACAUGUAUGCUGAAUAUGGUUGUCUCUUUUUCAUUGAAGUACUAUAUACUAUAUAGUUCAUGUGCCUUUUGAACUCUAAAACCUAUCUAUAGCAUUCAGCUUCUCUCAUGAAAGGAGAGGGAGAUAUUUUUUAAGGAUUUUGGGAUUUUGGCCGUUGGGAUAGAUUAUUGUUGCUUUAUAUGUAAUGCAGAUUGUUUCUGUUUUAUUUAUAUUAGAUACCAUACUUUACUGUGAUUAUGACUGUGCCUUUGAAGCUGACAUUCAAGUUGAAAAUUAAUUUCGUUCCCAACAGUAUUUUCUAGUCAGAAUUUGUAUGUUAUGGAUCACAUAUAAAAUAUGCAUUGUUGUU